AUGAAACCCUGUCAGAAAAUGGAAGGACAACCAGAAAAUGAGAAUGAACCAAAGCUUGGGGAAGAGCCAAAGCCUGAGGAAAAGCCAGAGGAGUAGGAAGAACCAGAGGAGGAAAAAAUGGAAGGAACUUUUAGAGAAAGGCUGAUUCAAUCGCUCCAGGAAUUUAAAGAAGAUAUACACAACAGGCAUUUAAGCAAGGAAGAUAUGUUUAGAGAAGUGAAUGAAAUAGAUGAGAUAAGGAGAGUAAGAAGUAAACUUAUAGUGAUGCAUUGGAAGGUUAAUCGAAACCAUCCUUACCCAUAUUUAAUGUAG
Molecule: messenger RNA, 312 nt
Organism: Manis pentadactyla (Chinese pangolin)
Lineage: Eukaryota; Metazoa; Chordata; Mammalia; Pholidota; Manidae
Gene: TCEAL9
Product: transcription elongation factor A like 9
Source: RefSeq, a predicted model, not a curated record